AUGUCAGCUACCGAUAUUCUUACUGCUGGGACUUGUCAGAACUUGCUGGAUAGUGUCCCACCUGUUGGAGGGAUGGUCCAAUGCAUUGGGAUCCAUCCUGUCCUAAUGCCUGCAGUUGAAGAGCAUGCUGUCAGACUCUGUUUGACCAUUAGUGAUGGCAACAACUGUCUGGAUGUGGUUGCUAGCUUCAACUUGGCCUCUGACGUGGUGCAGGGGUACCUCAGGCUCUAUGACAUUAUCAGAAUUAUCAGUUAUGAAACAUUUGUUUGUUAUGAGCACAAAAUUGUCAUUCUCAAGCAUGUAACUGGACCAUACUUGUCUAUGGGGAUCAUCAGACAGCCUACAAUGUUGUCGGUCCAGGACAGUUGA
Dacryopinax primogenitus is the source of this 369-nucleotide messenger RNA. RefSeq lists its product as uncharacterized. The transcript has 3 exons. NCBI's taxonomy places the organism in Eukaryota, Fungi, Basidiomycota, Dacrymycetes, Dacrymycetales, Dacrymycetaceae. The coding region runs from base 1 to 369 and encodes 122 amino acids. The record is from RefSeq and is a predicted model, not a curated record.